GGCCAAUAUGGAGGGCUUUGCGUCUAACUCUCCAUAUUACGCGUACAGGCGCUACCAAAGGAAAAAGGAACCGUCGAAGGUUCAAAUUGUAAAAGAGAGUUUUAAAACAAUAAGCAAAGAGUAUUGUACCGAGUCGUCCAUCUGCGGUCUCAAACAUCUCGUAAACGAGAACACUCCCUACAUCGAAAGAAUCAUCUGGAAAAUUACCCUAAUUGGUGCGCUGGCUGGUUCCGUGUCUUUGGUCUGGAUGACGUUCAUGAAGUACCACUGGGCUCCUUUGGUGACCACCCAACUGCCUGAAGGGGUAUCCGUAAAUAAGAUAAUCUUCCCAGCAGUUGGUAUUUGCUCCAACAACAGGAUAAGUAAACGAGCCGUAGAAGAACUUGCAAAAAACUUACUCAAGGAAGAAAGAAACAAGAACUAUACGGAAAAACAAAUGCUAUCAAUGUUGUUUGGUUUGGGCCAACUGUACGACUUCGCGAUCGAGAACAAGGAAUAUACUCCUCUUCAAUUACACGAAUCUUUGGGAAAUUAUGACGUCAAUACUUUACUUAGAAAUCUAACUCCCAAGUGCGAAGAUAUCUUGGUCAGAUGCGCCUGGAACGAGAUCCCGAAGAACUGCUCGGAACUGUUCGACUUCCGCCUCACGAUGAACGGCUACUGCUGCACUUUCAACUACUUGAGGCAUUCUGAUAUAUUUUUUAAAGAUGCAACAAACUCUACACGAAGUAUCAACAUGUAUCAAUAUGGUAAUAAAUCAUCAUUCGACUUCGAUCUGGGGCUGAAGGUUCUGCUGAGACUAACCGAAAGCGAUGAUUUUUAUUACAAUAUGCCUUUGCAAGGAGCUCAGUUGCAAUUUUCGGACGCCUAUGACUUUCCUGAUGCGCCAAGUGGUAGUUUUGCGAUGCAAAUCAUAAAUCCCAGUGUCCAGAUGUGGGUGUUAGUAACAGCCAGCUUCACGGAAGCGUCCAGGGACAUUCAGCACGUGCCAGUGAAGCUGCGCCAGUGUCUCUUCUACGACGAGUCUCCGUACCUUCCUUUCUACACCCAUAGCGACUGCAUGCUGAAGUGCCGCAUGCUGUUCCUCCUGGAGAAUUGUAAUUGCACCCCCUUUAAUAUGCCCAAGAUGAUACAUGCUCGGACCUGCGAUAUGAGGGAUGUGGCUUGCUUGAGGAUGUACUAUGCUCAGUCAAUAACAGUCCGCCCAAACGUGGAAGUGGUUCCCCCAGAGCUGGAGCUGGACAAUGUGGGUGGAGGGAUAAACUGCCCCAUGUGCUACCCAACCUGCUCGAAGACAGCCUACAAUUAUUACUUCAACAAUAUCAACAUAUACCCGGAGAUGCUCAACAGUGUUCCAGAUAGCGACAGAGACGAUUGGCUACAAGGCGCGAACUACACCGGAACUUCGAUAGUUCACGUCAAGUACGGGAGGGAAGUCGCCGACUGCUACGGCCAAAACGUUAUCAUGAAGUGGUUCGAUUUGAUCAGUAAUAUAGGAUCAACGUGUGGUUUCCUGACAGGCUUUAGUUUCGUAUCGGUCCUGGAAUUCAUCUACUUCUUCACCGUGAAACUCUUCCGCGAAGUAGAGUCCCGUAGGAAGAAGAAUCGCAAAGUUACCUUCGACAGACCCACUCCUGCUCAAUUCGAAAAGAACAUUAGCAGAUACAGACCGAUUUAUUGGAACGAACUCAGAGGGACCAAUGUGCAGAGUAGUAAAGACAACAGAGAUUUUGGGCACAUGUAAUUUAGGAUUUUCUGGUUGCUCUUCGUAGCACUGUCUUGGUAUGCGUCUUUUCUAUUGAUUGUGG
This is a messenger RNA of Ostrinia furnacalis (Asian corn borer), 1808 nucleotides long. RefSeq names its product sodium channel protein Nach. Lineage: Eukaryota; Metazoa; Arthropoda; Insecta; Lepidoptera; Crambidae. Gene Ontology annotation, cellular component: plasma membrane. The transcript is spliced from 11 exons. Gene Ontology annotation, molecular function: ligand-gated sodium channel activity. The coding region runs from base 8 to 1744 and encodes 578 amino acids. The record is from RefSeq and is a predicted model, not a curated record. Gene Ontology annotation, biological process: sodium ion transmembrane transport.